UCCCCCACCACCAGCAUUGCAGUAGGGGUGGAAGAAGGCCACCGUAGGACGUCCGUCCCUCGCUCGCCGAGCGUUCCUGCUGCUUUGAAGCCAGAAGCGCACCGCCAGCACCAGCAGGACCAGGACAGCGAUCAGCAGCACACACAGAAACACCAGAGGCAGCAGCAGCUUCCACAGCAACCUGAAACACAACACAAUCUCUAUCAUUUCCACUCUGGAUCUUGACAUCAUGAAGGCUCUUUUGAUUUUGUUUGUUUUAAUGAAUUUGGACAAACUCCUGAAGACGGCACGCUGCAUAGAAACGCAAGACCAAAUUCUAUCAAUCACCCCGAAAACACAGGAGCAAGUGGACAUCUUGAAGAAUAUUUCCACUCAAUAUGAGACAGCUUUAUGGCAGCCUGCUUCACAUCAGUUCAUCAAGGAAGAAACUGAGGUCCACCUGUUCGUCCCUGCAAACAGCUCAGCGACUGUCGAGGAUCUGCUGCAGAAACACGCCAUAACACAUCAGGUGCUACUGGCCAAUGCCAACGAGUUGAUUGAAAUGCAGACGAGGAACGUCUCCACUGACCCCCGAAGCGGCGCAACCUUCUACGAGAGAUAUCACAGCCUGGAGGAUAUCUAUUUCUGGAUAAACAGGACCCAACACGAGCGCCCCGACAUUGUCAAAGUCAUUCUCAUUGGCUCCUCGUAUGAGAAGCGACCGCUCUAUGUUCUGAAGUUGUCUGUGAACAACAGGCCGAAUAAGAAAGCAAUGUGGAUUGACUGUGGGAUCCAUGCCAGAGAGUGGGUCUCUCCUGCUUUCUGCUUAUGGUUUGUACAUCAUUCUUUGUCUUUUUACAACCUGAACGAAGACAUGAGAAACAUCCUGGACAACAUGGAUGUCUACGUCCUGCCUGUUAUGAACCCUGAUGGAUACAAGUACACGUGGACAACAAACAGGAUGUGGAGGAAGAACCGCUCUGCCAGCAGGAGUAGCAACUGCAUCGGGGUCGACCUCAACAGAAACUUUGAUGCCAACUGGUGCACGGAGGGAGCGUCUGAUGAGCACUGCACUGAGAUCUACUGCGGUGCCUUCCCUGAGUCUGAACCAGAGUCGCAGGCUGUGGCCAACUUCCUGCGCCGUCACAAGGACGUAGUUCAGAUCUACCUCAGCAUCCACUCCUACUCUCAGAUGCUGCUCUUCCCGUACUCCUGCACCUUAGAUGAAACAGAGAACCACAACGAGCUGCUUGAGAUGGUCCAAAUCGCUGCCCAGAAAAUCAGAAGAUAUUACAAAAAUAACUACAAAUAUGGUUCUGGAGCAAAGACGAUAUACUUGGCUCCCGGUGGUUCUGAUGAUUGGGCGUACAACCUUGGCAUCAAAUACUCCUUCACAUUUGAGCUCCAGGACCGUGGGCGUUAUGGCUUCCUGUUGCCACCAUCUCACAUUUCCAGGGCCUGCAAUGAAGCUCUGACUGCUGUGAAGACCAUUGCUCUCCUAGUUAUAGAGAAAACACAAGCUCCAACAAGUCCUCUUUAAACCGUCUGAGCAGUUACACCUGCCAUUAACGCGGGAGUCCAAUACUUUAAGCCAUUUUUGUGAACUUAAAAAUAUAAAUAUAUAAAAACUAUUAAAAUAAAAAGAUUAAACUGAUUAUAUCAUGGUUGUGUUAUUGAUGUUAAUAAUGUGUGUAGUCUUAUCCAAACAAUACCCCUGUAUGAUGUGAUGCAAUUUAAUA
Molecule: messenger RNA, 1718 nt
Organism: Cottoperca gobio
Lineage: Eukaryota; Metazoa; Chordata; Actinopteri; Perciformes; Bovichtidae
Gene: cpb2
Product: carboxypeptidase B2 (plasma)
Exons: 12
Coding region: 230-1519 (429 amino acids)
Biological process (GO): fibrinolysis; proteolysis
Molecular function (GO): metallocarboxypeptidase activity; zinc ion binding
Source: RefSeq, a predicted model, not a curated record